AUGCGAUGGCAAGUUGCCAUGCAGCUACUGCUUGAGACGGCAACGUCCUUCCACGUGUCGAUAUUCUCCGCAACAGAGGCGAAGGGCUCCGGCGCCCCUUCUGAGAACGCCGUCUCCAUCUGUGCACAAUGGCCCAGAUGUUCAACCAGUGGUCUAGUUGAUCUGUUUGGACAUGCGCAGCUCGUCAGCGAAAUCAAGUCUUGGGCUCGUCAGAACCAUAGACUACAAGACGCAGUAUCCGCCACUCAUUAUCUCGUUCUUGCCAUAGGCUACCAGUCUUCCGAGGAAGACCUUGCAUCUUCCUACUUUGAAUAUGCGCGCAACAUCGCCCUUGCAAAUCUCAGCGGGAACAUCAAUGUCCCAACCAUUCAGACGUUCAUUCUAGGAUCGCCUGUGGAAGAGCCUGCGGAGUUGGACGAUAAGGGACAAGAAAUCUUCGAUCUACUCAAUGCCUCAGCGCAAAUAUUCUUGAUCACUGAAGGCAUCGUCGUAGAGGUCUACUCGAGAAGGAAGGUUUCAUAUCAAUUGACCGAGGCGGUAAUCUUAGUCUCACGACCUUUCCUAAUGUAUGAAUUGUACAAGCGACUAGCCGACGGGGUUGCCGAGACACCAACGACAACUUCAGGUCUGACUUCUGGCAAGUCGAAACUUGCUGAUGCGUGUAUCGAUGCCGCAAGCUUCAUGGUCGACAUUUUAGUCGGCCUAGUCGAGAAAGGGGUUCUAAUAGGGCACAUGCCUUUAGUCGUCUCUUGGUUAUUUGCUUCAUCUCUUAUCUUGGGCGUGGGCCUCCUCGGAUCCUUUGGCCGCAUUUUGGAAAAGUACACGCGAAAUUCUAUAUUGGUACUAGAACAUUUUGCGAAAAUCGAUGCCCACGCCUCACAAUACUCGCUCAUUGCAAAGUCAUUACUCAACGCUGCUCUUGAGUAUUUGGAAAAGAAGGAACUCAGAGAGCGUAUGCAGCGUACUGAAAGCUCGUCACAGCUUUUCGGGCUUGUCCCGCGAGAAAGCACUGAAAGCAUCCACAACAUCCAAGCUUCAGCUACUGAGGCCAGUCCGAAUACAAGCACGGAUGGAAGCCUCCUGUCGAAGACAAAUAACUCCGCCUCUGGCUUUUUUGGACUUGGUUCGCCAUCUUUUGUGGACGUAGACGCGUCCCUCUUGAGCCUUUCAUCCUCCUUACCCAGAACGCCGGAUUUAUCUAUGCUUGAUGGAAGAAACGAGAUGGACCAUGGGUUUGGGGAUCUGAACUUGUUCCAGCUCCUCGACGGCGACGGACACAUUGAUCUUGGACCUUAUAUCUAA
Molecule: messenger RNA, 1302 nt
Organism: Colletotrichum tamarilloi
Lineage: Eukaryota; Fungi; Ascomycota; Sordariomycetes; Glomerellales; Glomerellaceae
Product: fungal specific transcription factor domain-containing protein
Exons: 6
Coding region: 1-1302 (433 amino acids)
Biological process (GO): positive regulation of transcription from RNA polymerase II promoter by galactose
Cellular component (GO): nucleus
Molecular function (GO): DNA-binding transcription factor activity, RNA polymerase II-specific; RNA polymerase II cis-regulatory region sequence-specific DNA binding
Source: RefSeq, a predicted model, not a curated record